AUGGCUAAAACGGAAAAGACAUCGAUCUUAUUGAAAGAUAAAAAUCUUGAAGAUGUUGCCACUAAAGAUUCUGCACCUUUACUAAGUGAGAGCAAAAAUUUAUCCGAUUUAGAACAAUCUGAAGAAGAAAUAUAUCAGACGGUAACUAUUGAUUAUAUCAUGAACAAGCAAAGAUUUGGAUUAUUCCAUUGCUUAAUAAUUAUUGUUUGUGGGCUAUGCUACAGUGGUCAUGCUAUAUUUUACCAAGCAAUCGGAUUCAUAACUAUUACUGCUAGCGAUUUGGUUAUUAAUGCUGAUAAUCACUUUUGGCUGAGUUUUUCUUUUACCAUUGGGAUUAUCUUCGGUAGUGGCUUACUAGGUAGCUUAGGUGACGUCUUCGGAAGAAGAAGAAUUAUUUUGGCGUCUUUGGCAAUAAACUUAAUAACCACUUUGGUUUCAGUCUUUGCCUAUAACUACACUAUGUUGGUAGUUUUAACAGCUAUCAAUGGAUUAGGUUUUAGUGGUAUUAUAUCUAAUGUGCAUUCUUAUGCAAUUGAAUUUUUUUCUCGAGAUUAUCGUGGUUGGGCUUUGGCUUGUGUAACAUCCAUUUCAAUACUAGGAAGUAUUUUUAGUACAGUACUUGCUGCUUUGACGUUAAAUUAUCGUUUUCAUGUUCCAGUUGGCCAGAUAUACUUUACCAGUUGGCGAUUAUAUUUAAUUCUUUGCAGUCUUCCUAUUUUGGCAGGUUUCUGUUCGCUCCUAUUUAUGCCAAACAGCUUACGGCAUACUUUAAGAAAAGGGAAUACAGAGAAAAUUGUACAGAUUUCUGAAAAGAUAACACGAAUCAAUUCAUUUGUAAAACGAGGAAGUAGAAGUGAUAAUUAUAAAUACAUUACUUUAUCUCAUUCCUACUUAGCUAAAACUCAUAUUAAUGGUACAAAUCUGACUCAAGAAUAUCAAAUUACUCAUAAAUUAUGCGAUCAUAGCCGGAAAUUUAAAGAGACACCCUGGCAUAAAAGAGCAUGGCUACUUCUGAUCGUAUGGUUUGGAUAUAGUUUUACGGCUCACGGACUAUUAAUGUGGCUGCCAUCGUUACUAACUUAUUACGUAAAUGGCAACACCUGUCGAUCAGUUAAUCAUGCUAGUAAAAACUUGCCUUGGAAUAGAAAUUAUAUGAUCAUCUUUAACGGUUCAGAGUAUCUAGACAACCGAGACAGUAAGUUAUCAUCAGCACUGACUCGCAUAAUGCUAAGUAAUAUAUUAUCGAUACCGUUGACUUUAUCCUGCAUUUUAUUAGUUGGUCGUAAUGGUAGGAAAGGCUUAUUUUGCACAAUAUCCAUAGGAUGUGGAAUAAUUGUAUUACUGAUAUGGUUAAUUGAUUCAUCUAUGAGUGCUAUGAUCUUGGUCUGUUUUUUCGUAGCUUUUUCAAUGAAUGGUUGGAUUCCUUUUACCGUUUGGACUACGGAAUUAUUUCCAACAGAAAUAAGAUCAACUGCUCUCGGAAUUUUUAAUGCUAUUGGUCAUAUUGGAACUUUAUGUGGCACGAUUGUGUUUCCUUUACUUUUUUAUAUCGACUGCACAGCAAGUCUUUUGCUUUAUUGUAUCGCUUUAUUAGUAGCUGGAAUUGUAGCAAUCUACAUUCAAGACACUGUAAAUGUUGAUAUUGGAUGA
This is a messenger RNA of Trichoplax adhaerens, 1650 nucleotides long. RefSeq lists its product as uncharacterized. The transcript has a single exon. The record is from RefSeq and is a predicted model, not a curated record. Gene Ontology annotation, biological process: transmembrane transport. Lineage: Eukaryota; Metazoa; Placozoa; Uniplacotomia; Trichoplacea; Trichoplacidae. Gene Ontology annotation, cellular component: membrane. The coding region runs from base 1 to 1650 and encodes 549 amino acids. Gene Ontology annotation, molecular function: transmembrane transporter activity.